This is a messenger RNA of Pantherophis guttatus, 2589 nucleotides long. It is a transcript of the gene ANKRD42, whose product is annotated as ankyrin repeat domain 42. Gene Ontology annotation, molecular function: protein binding. NCBI's taxonomy places the organism in Eukaryota, Metazoa, Chordata, Lepidosauria, Squamata, Colubridae. The record is from RefSeq and is a predicted model, not a curated record.
UUUGUGCUUUUCAAAUUUAGCUGCACAGGCUCACCCGGAAAUCAUAAUUAUGAUGAUUUAAAUCACAUUUCCCUGAAUGCAGGUGAUAUUGUUUUUAAAGGAAAAGGAAAAGAAUCCCUGGUAGCUUGACUCAAGACUGAGGUCCAAAUUGUUUUAUUCAAGAUUAAACUCUUCCGUGCCUGGAGGCUUCCAGUCCACCUGCCAGGAGAGAACAUGGCCGACAGAGCAUCGCAGGAAGUGUAUAGGGUUUCCAUAGCAACCUAGCAGCCAAAGAAGCACUAAGAAGAAAGGAAGGGAGAGGAAAAGAGAAGAGCUGUGAGAUUUUGGGGAAACCCUGGACCAUGCCUGCUGCUGUCACCUCCCAAAAAGAGCGGCCAAAAAAGCCGAAGUGCAAAACCAUUCACGAGGCCGUCAAAACUGGGAACAUCAAACAACUGGAUGAAAUGGUGACCUUCGGCGUCAGCAUCAAUGAGGUGGAUCCAGUCUAUAAGUUCACCCCACUGCACUGGGCAGCCCAUUCUGGGAGUUUGGAGUGUCUCCAUUGGCUUCUCUGGCAUGGAGCUGAUCAGACUGCGGUGACUGUAAGAGGCUGGACCGCAGCUCAUUUGGCCGCAAUUCGAGGCCAGGAUGCCUGCAUGCAGGCCCUUAAUCUCAAUGCUGUGAAUCUACGAGUCCCAGAUGACUUAGGAUGUACUCCAGCACAUCUUGCAGCGACCCACGGACACUCAUUCACCUUACAAACCAUACUCCGGAGCGGAGUGGAUGUCAACGCUUCUGACAAGAAUGAUUGGAAACCUAUACACAAUGCUGCUUUCUACGGCCGGCUAGGCUGCCUCCAGCUUCUUGUCCGAUGGGGAGCUACUUUAGACGAUGCGGAUAAAGAUGGAAACCUUCCAGUUCAUCUGGCAGCCAUGGAAGGCCACCUGCACUGCUUUAAAUAUUUGGUGAGCAAAAUGCCCACGUUGGUCCACUCCUUGAAAGCCCGGAAUGACCACGGUGAGACCCCACGGGAUCUGGCUGAAAGGUUCUACAAGGAAAACAUCCUGGUAUAUGUGGACAGUCUGGAGGAGGAGGAAGAGUCAUUGGACGAGGAAGAAAAUUUAAGCUUUCCGGGGCAUGAUUCUGCCUUCAGAGGGGACCUGGACACCUUAAGAAUGCUACUAGAAAAUAAAAUCAUCAGCGUGAACGAACGAGAUGAUCGAGGAUCAACCCUCCUGCACAAAGCGGCUGGACAAGGUCAUUUGCAUAUCUUAGAGUGGCUGAUUAACAGGGAAGCCGACUGCAAUAUUGCCAACGAUGCUGGGGAAACGCCCAAGGACGUUGCAAAGAGGUUUGCCCAGCUGGCUGUUGUGGCGUAUCUGAAAAACAAGAUGGGAAAUGAUUCCGAUUUGGAAAUCGACAUAAAAGAUCCAACGUAUUUUGAACAUCACGGUGUGGAAGGGAGUACGGACAGCAAAGGAGACCUGAAGGAAAAAAAGCAAGAGAAAAUCGACGCUCGUGAAAGAGCCUACCAGAAAGUGGAAGAAUUGCAAGGUCUCCUAGAAAUGGCCCUCAGCAACUUCAAGCAGCUUGGAGGCAUCACUCCCCAGGAAAGGCAGGCCAAGCUUGAUGAGAAAAGGCUAGAAAGGAUCAUCUCUGAGCUGAACAUGCAGCUGGAAUAUGAGCAGAUGCGACGGGAGAAGUUGGAAGCUCAACUGGACGAAGCCCGAGCAGAAAUAGGGAAACUCAGAGAGCUACAAGAAAAAAACGAGAUGCCUUCAGCCCAUAAGCUCUCUGUGGAGUCACUGGAGUUCCCAAAAGAAGAGCCUGACGUGGACACAGCCGCCUCCGAUUUGCCUAAAGUGAGUUUUGACACCAAGAAAGAGAAGAAAAUGAAGAAAAAGCCUCUCUUCGGCCCUGGGGGUGUGAUUGUAAAAAGAUUCUAAGAAAAGCAAGUAGUAAACAAGUAGUAAACAAAAGUAAGCAUUUUACUCAAAGGAAAAUUAAAUUCAGUUGCCUUCCCGUACAAUCCUAAGCACAAAAAUAGGUUAACUAACAAUGUCACCUCCUUAACUAGUCGAAGCACAUCUGUUUGUGGCAUCAUAAAUAUAUUGCUUUGCCAGAUGCUGAAUUUGAAGGGAAAGGGGUAAUGUAUAACCUGUCCAUAUGCAUGGGUCCACCUGUCAGAACUCAAGUUACAUCUAAGUUUGCACAGCUUUUGAUUUAAAGAGGCGCUUUAUAGGACCCGUAGCCUAAAUCUCCUUUCUCCUUCAAAUCCAGAUUAACCCAGACUUGUCGAACAUCAGUUUUGUGCAACCUUUUAAAUGUGAAACAUUGCAGCCCUCGGAAUGAAAUUCUAGCAAUUUUGGGGAUCAUGGGUUUAACCCGUUUUGGGGUUCCUGAAAUUUGGAAAGGCUGCCUCUGAACCGGGUUGCCAUUACGGAUAAGGGUUUUAAAAUGCACCGCUAAUUACAACACACUGGCUUGUCAUUAAAGACUAAUAUUUCUAAUUUUUUUAAAAAAUAUCUGCUUAUGUUGCCCCUUAGCCAAGGCUCAAUGAAAUUUCUGCUGUACCAUGAGGAUGUUAAUAAACUGAACACUUUAAUAUGA